AGGUAGGGAGUGUCACCCCUCCCACACGCAGACACUAACUCCCUCUCCCUCAGUCAGCUCUCCCUGCUCCCACAAGGCACCAGCAAGACUAACACACACAUGUACACACACCAACCCCCUUCACAGUUUGUCUCUCGCAUCCAAGAAGUGAAGGAAGAGUGUGAAGGAACCAAAUGAAGUGAGAGAAAGAAGUCCGCUCUUUCAACCGAGUUCGCUAUAACCUGUGCUCUGUGUAGUUUGGUUUUCACCCUUGAUAAGAAAGGAGAGAAGAAUAUGUGAAGAAACCAGAGGAAGAAAAGAAAGAAGAGUGUGUUAAGGAACCAGAGAGAGAGAAAAAAGAAAAACUCCAUCCAAGUGUGUCGUUAUUCAUACUAUUGUCUCUCACACACCCAAAAGGAAAGGAGAGAAGAAUAUGUGAAGAAACCAGAGGAAGAAAAGAAAGAAGAGUGUGUUAAGGAACCAGAGAGAGAGAAAAAAGAAAGAAACUCCAUCCAGGUGUUUCAUUAUUCACAUUAUUGUCUCACUCACACACCCAAAAGGAAAGGAAAGAAGAAUAUGUGAAGGAGCCAGAGGAAGAAUAGAAAGAAGAAACCAGAAGAAGCUAAAGAAAGGAGAGAAAUAAACUCCUUCAUCCAAGUUUUUCAGUAUUCACGCUCAACAGUUUACAGUUUUGCUCUCACUCCCAGAAGGAAAGGAAAGAAGAAUAUGUGAAGGAACCAGAGGAAGAAUAGAAAGAAGAAACCAGAAGAAGCUAAAGAAAGGAGAGAAAUAAGCUCCUUCAUCCAAGUUUUUCAGUAUUUACGCUCAACAGUUUACAGUUUUGCUCUCACUCCCAGAAGGAAAGGAAAGAAUAUGUGAAGGAACUAGAGGAAGAAAAGAAGAAAAAAAACCUGAAGUUAAAGAAAGGAGAGAAAUAAACUCCUACAUCCAAGAUUUUCAGCAUUCACAUUCUACAGUCUACACUUUUCCUCUCACUCCAAAAGGAAAAGAAAGAAGUAUAUGUGAAGGAAUUAUAAAAAAACUAAAAAGAAGAAGAGAAACCAACUUUUUUCUCCACAUUUUUAGUCAUUUGUUUUGUCUGGUAGAGUUGCAUAUUGACAGUGUGUGUUAGCACCAGGAAAAAGUGCCUGUUUGUUGACGUUUCACAACCAAAACAGCGACAUGUGUGAAUAAGACAAGGAACUUAUAUUCAGCAUUCAGCAGAGAGAAGAAGGAAGGUGUAGAGACUGGAUAAUUCAUUGCUCACGAUUAACUAUUUGGCAUUGUGAGUGAAACAGCAUUGUGGCUGAGAAGAGAAAAAGGAAAGAAUAUGCACAUGUUCUGAAGUAUAUUGACAAGAGCGACUUCAGGAACUGUGUUGGGUUGAGACUUUGCAGUGCCAGUGAAGGAUUGUAAGAAGUGCUCUGUUUUGAAGAAGUUUGAAGAGAUAUUUAGCAUAUUUCAAAAGUGGCUUCAGGAACUGUGUUGGUUAGAAAAAUUGCAGCACCAGAAGGAUUGAAAGAAGUGGUUUGUUUUGAAGAAGUGUGAAGAGAUACUUAUCACAUUCUAAAAGUUAAGAUGUUUUGAAGUGCAUUGACGAAAGUGACUUCAGAAACUGUGUUGGUUCAAGACUUUGCAACACCAGUGAAGGAUUGAAAGAAGUGGUUUGUUUUGAAGAAGUGUGAAGAGAUACUUAUCACAUUCUAAAAGUUAAGAUGUUUUGAAGUGCAUUGACAAGAGUGACUUCAGAAACUGUGUUGAUUCAAGACUUUGCAACACCAGUGAAGGAUUGGAAGAAGUAUGAAAAGAUACUUAUAAUAUUCUAAAAUCCAAGACUGACCGUUGAAAGGGAAAUCAAUACCAACUAAAUAAAGAGAACUUGCAUAGGAAUGACCAAGAAGUUCAGAAAGUGAUAUUUGAAGAAAAACAAAAACAAAAUUGUGAAGGGUGAUUUCUGACCUCUAAACGUAUCGAAAAAAGAAACUAAGUGACCUUGACCCACAAACCUACUGUAGAGUUUGACCUAAAGCUUGACCUCCAGCACUGCCCUUGCUAUACUCACACAACCUUGACCACUUCCUUCCUCCACUCCACCACCACUGCCAACCUUGACCUUAUUUUUCAUCCCAGCUUUGAAUGACCUGACCAAACUAGCUUCACCUGGAUUUUGACCUUCACUUUCUCUGACCUCACUUCCGUUUCACCCUCAUUUCACUCUGAUUGUUCUUGCUUUGCUGGUUUUGUUUCAGUUUUUACCACUUCUUCCAGUUUCAUUUAGCUUAACUGAGGUUCAUUUUGUCUAUUUACUUUUAACCUAAGAACUCCACCAUCUGUAACUUAACGCUUUUGCAUUUUCAUUUUCCAGCCUUUUCAAUUUCCUUUGAGUUUCUCUCUCCAUCUUUCGCUCUUUUCACUCCAACUUCAAUUCCAGUUUUCAGAUUAAUUUUGUUCAUCCAUUUCAUCUAAGUUCUCUCCAUCUUUAAAUUAAACUCACCCCUUCCUCAACAACUGUAACUUCCACCCUUUUCAUAUUCAUUCCAAAGAUUCAUAUCCAGUUGUCUGCUUUGUCUCAAGUAUAUAGUUUUAAGCUGUCCAUUAGUACCACCAGGGUCUCUCCACUACUUUUGACCCAGAAUUCCACCUUUUGUAACCUCCUGGCUUUUCACAUCCACCCCAAAGCUUCAUAACAGUAUCAUAACAUUAACUUCCUCCUGACACCACCAUCAUCAUCCAGACAGAUAGACUGAUAGAUAGAUUUGCAGCCAAACAUCUACACACACAACAGUCCACCCAAACCCUCAUGAACACAACCACAACAGCCAUGCACCCGAAACACCUCGCCAUGACCUCCACCUCCACAACCGCCGACUUUGACACAGACUUUGACCCAGUGCUCCGCUCACUGCCCUUCCUCUCGGCCGGUACACAGACCAUUGGCUACCGUGUCCGUCUCCGCAUGCGCCACAUCCUGAGGGACGUGGCCGAACUAGCUUAUGAAAGGCCGCAGUUCUUUGCCGAUGUUCCCCCGCCUCCUCUCCUUGUGGGGGCCAAAGAUGGCCCUCCCCCCAUGCCCCCAAUGCCCCCUGGGCCUCCCCCCUGCACCACAAUGGCCAGCCCUGCACCUGCUGCCAGCCAGGGGCCCCCCAACAUGACCAUGGGGGGGAUGAUGGCCCCUCCCCCUCCCCCAGGACCAACAGGGCCUCCAGGACCCCCUCCUCCGCCCCCUGGAGGCCCUGUCAUGCCGGCUGACUACCCUGCAGGAGGUGAGUGGCCCCUAGGAAUGAUGGGACCUGGGCCUAUGGGCAUGGCUCCUGGGAUGGGUCCUGGCCUGGCCCCGGCAAUGAUGGGCCCCAUGCAGCUGGCAGUGAACCCGGCCACCAACGAUGCCCCCUUAGAGUUCAACACCAACAAGAACAAACCACCCAUGCCUGUGUCCUCCAACAAUGGGGAAAUGGUGGAGUCCGGUGGGCCUGAGCCAAUCCUGGUGGAGGACCGGAGAGACCGAGACCGAGACAGGGAUCGAGACAGAGAUCGGGACCACGGGAGGGAGAGAGACCGAGACAGAGAGAGGUCCAGGGGGCGAGACAGGGACAGAGAUCGAGACAGAGAGAGAGACCGGGACAGAGACUCGGACCGUGAUAGGGACCGUGACAGGGACCGGCCAGACCGAGAUCGUGACCGUGACCGCCGCCGCGACCGCCCCCGCAAAGAGAGCAGCGGCGCCGGCAGCAGCAGCGGGCGGAGCAGUGAUGACAAUCUACCUGCUGGGAAUGGCAGCACACCCGUCCAGCCCUUGGAGGCCACCAGCCCGGCUGGGUCUGGGUUUGGCCCCAUGGGCCCUGGCCCUGGACCUUGGGGGCCUAUGUGGGGUCCAGCUGGAGGACCAAUGGGGCCACUAGGACCCAUGGGUCCAAUGGGGGGACCAAUGGGACCCAUGGGAGGACCUAUGGGUCCUAUGGGACCUAUGGGACCAAUGGGGCCCAUGGGACCUCCAACUGAAGGCCCACCAAUGAGUGGUGACUUCCGCAUCACGUGGGGCAUGUUUGGCUGGAUGAUGUCUCCCGACGGCCUCACAGUGCCCAUGAAGAACCCCCUGCACUGCAAGACCUGCGUGCUGGUGCCCCCCAACCGCCUGGCGCCGCCCCCCACCACCAGGGAGAGGCCCCUUGGGUGUCGCACCAUUUUUGUUGGGGGGCUGCCUGAGAACGUGACGGAGGAGAUUGUGCGCGAUGUGUUUGAGCGCUGCGGCGAAAUCACGACAAUCCGCCUCAGCAAAAAGAACUUCUGCCACAUCCGUUACGAGCUGGAGGAGUUUGUGGACAAUGCAAUUUUUCUGUCUGGUUAUCGAAUGCGAAUCAACAACAGCACAGAGGCGGCAAACACUGGGAGGCUGCACGUGGAUUAUGCUCAAGCCCGGGAUGACCAGUAUGAGUGGGAGUGCCGCCAGAGACAGCUUCAGCGGGAACAGAGGCACCGCGAGCGCAUCGAGGCAGAGCGUCUCCGCCCGCCCUCCCCCCCGCCGGUGGUCCACUACUCAGAGCAUGAGGCGACUCUAAUAGCAGACCAGCUCAAAGCAGUGGACGACAGCUUCUCCAAGGCCGCCCAAAUCCUCAUCACAUGGCUGGAGCGCGGCGAUUGCAACAAACGCAAUGCCGGGACCUUCUACGGCAUGAUCCAGUCCACUAACUCACACGUCCGUCGCCUCAUGACCGAGAAGGGGCAGUACGAGGAGGAGCUAGCCAAGUUCCGAGAGCAGACGCGUGCCAGGAUGCAAGGGGUCGUGAUGCAGUUCGGUCAGAUCGAGAGAGUCUUCGUCGCGGCAGGUCACCAGAAGGUCUGGGACCACUUCACCAAGGCACAGAGGCGCAACAUUGAGAUGUGGAAGAAGCAGGCCGAGGAGAUCAAGGAGAUUCAGCUGGAUGAGUCAGACAAGGAGGACGCUGAGGAGAUGGAUGUGUCGGAUGAAGAUGACGUUGGGCAGCCACCCAGGAAGAAGAUGAGGCAAAACGAGUACCUCAAGGAGGAGAAUGACAGCCUGAGGUGCCAGAUGGAGGCCUACAAGAACGAAGUGGACCUGAUCAAGGCCGACCUAAAGGCUGAGGUCAGCAUUCGCGACGACCAGAUCGAAGCCUUCAAGAAAACUCUACAAGGCAUGCAGCAGACACUCUCGGAUAAUGCAGUGAGGAAGCGACAAGAUGAUGCAAAGAUGGCUGAGCUCCAGGCCAAAAUGAAGAAGCUGAGGGAGCAGGUUGGAGGAGGGUCUGAGGGAGGGGAGGAGGAGGGCAAGGAGGAGGUGGAUGAUCUCCUCUCCUCCCUCCCAAGUGCUCCUCUCUCAGACAAGAAUGCCAGGCUCAUAGGCCUGACUUCCACCUUCCUCCACAUACAUCCGAAAGGUGCCAGUGUGGAUUACAUUUGGUCCUUCAUCCAGCAGUUUGACAAGGAGAUCCGCCCAUCAGACAUCGAAGCCAUGCUCAAUCAAUACCCAACAGUCUACAAGCAGAUCACCACAGGAGUCGGGGCGUGUCUGGAGCGCAAGUGGAUAUUCACAGGCUUUGAGAGCACUGUCUAGGGUCCCUCAAGAGUGACUGAAGUCUUGUUUGCAGCAGUUAAGGAGUCACUCAUCAGAUGAAGGGUAAGGGAAGCUGAACCCACAUGCCCAAGCCCACCAGCGUCCAUUUGGGGAUCCCUAGAGGGGCGACGGGGGAGUUAGGGACUAGGGUAUACUUGCCAAUUCAUAGAAAGAAAUUCAGUUAAUGCCCAUAUCACAAAAUCUAUAGUAUAAGUCCAUUGAUCUGAAUUCGAUUAGUCAGAAGAAAAAAAACAUGUUCUAAAUUCAUGUAAAGAGGAAAUUAUAACCCACUCCAUGAAACAAGUCACAGUUGUCCAAAAUCUAGAGGAACUGGAACAGGUUUUUUACUGUACACUGAAAAACUAAGAUGAGGUUUGGCAAUUAAUUAAUGUCAAAAACUUCAUCACUAUUUUUACUACUAAUUUUUCUCUAGUACUUGAAAUCAAUUUUCCAUGAGUGAGUGGGCACAGGGGAUGUUUGCCAAUCUUCACACACCGUUUUAAUAGAGUAUACGAGUAACACAGUCGGUCGGGGGCCACUCCAGGCAAAACAUUGUACAUUAUUCCAUUGUAUUCGAAGCAAAGGUUGUGAGAGGGAUAUUUAAUUGUUCUGAUGGCUCUGCAAUAGUAGCUAAGAUAAGGAUGGCAGAAAUAACUUUAAAGGGAAUGAGAAGAAAGAAAACGAAGGAACAGACAUGCGAGAGAUUCCAAAAGAGGAGUAAUAAAGGAUGUAUAAAAAUGUUGCCAAAAGAUAUAUUUAUUUAUCUUGUUUACAGUUCAAGGGAUUAACAAAAAUACUGCAAAUCACUCUGUAAAAGGAUGGGAAGAGAAAGGACAGCAAUGGUUAAUGUAGGUUGAAAAGGUGUCUAGAUAUUCCCUUUUUGUUGCAUGAAGAGGAAUUAUGAAUCUGGGAGGGAGAAAAACUGUAGGCAUUUUUUAAUUGGUCUGGGAGUAAGAAUUAAUGUAGGCAGCUAUAUCCAUAAGGGAAGAGGAGAAGGGUGAGAUAGAGGAAAAGUAAAAAAGGAGAAGUUAAAAGUAGAAAAAGUCCCUGGCACUGAUAGCAUAAGAGUAAAGCUGAAAUAUGGAGAUGCAGUUGUGGAGUCAUGGUGUGGAUAUAAAAGGGGGUGUAGGGAGGGUGUUGAUAGAGUAAGAGCGGAAAAGCUGAAAUAUGGAGAUGCAGUUGUGGAGUUGUGGUGUGGAUAUAAAAGGGGGUGUAGGGAGGGUGUUGAUAGAGUAAGAGUGGAAAAGCUGAAAUAUGGAGAUGCAGUUGUGGAGUCAUGGUGUGGAUAUAUAAGGGGAUGUAGGGAGGAUAGAUAGAUAGCAAGAGAGUAAAGCUGAAAUAUGAAAAUGAAAUUGUGGGUGUGAGGAUGCUAUGGGUAUGUAAUCUGGCAUAGCAAUAGAGUGACGAGCCAGAAGACUGAGGAAGGCCAUCUCUGUGCCACUGUAGAAAGGAAAAGGGAGUAGGAUUGAUAUUAACAGCUACAGGGUAAUAUGUUUAAUCAGUGUGUCAGGAAAAAGUGUACAGUACAGAAGGAUUUAAAGCGAGAGGAUGAUGAAUAUAAAGAUGAUGCAGAAAUGAUCAUAACUAAAGGGUAAUAUGCAUGCAUACUAAGUGUUUCAGGAUGAUGAAAAUAAAAAAGGGUGUAGGAAUGAUUGAAACAGCUACAGGGGAAUAUGUUUAGUCAAUGUGCCAGGAGACGGAUUUGGUAUAGAAAGAUAUUAAGCAAGAUGACGACGAAAACCAAAAAAAAAAUCUGACUGUGGAAUGAUAUACAGAAAUUCAUAAACCU
This is a messenger RNA of Eriocheir sinensis (Chinese mitten crab), 7337 nucleotides long. RefSeq names its product ecto-NOX disulfide-thiol exchanger 2-like. The transcript is spliced from 17 exons. The record is from RefSeq and is a predicted model, not a curated record. Gene Ontology annotation, biological process: ultradian rhythm. Bases 2780 to 5548 code for a protein of 922 amino acids. NCBI's taxonomy places the organism in Eukaryota, Metazoa, Arthropoda, Malacostraca, Decapoda, Varunidae. Gene Ontology annotation, cellular component: plasma membrane; external side of plasma membrane. Gene Ontology annotation, molecular function: RNA binding; protein-disulfide reductase activity.